CCCAGGGCAAGAAGAAGCCAAAGUCCCUCUCAUCCUCUAGGAUCUUCUCCCCAGAGACGCCUAAGUGGGUACAGCUGUUUCUGUUGUUGCUCUCGCAGCCAUGACUCUGCCCCACAGCCCUGGAAAUGUGGGGGAGCCCCGACCCCCCCAGGCCAUGGAGGUUCACCGGCUGGAACACCGCCAGGAGGAGGAGCACAAGGAGGAGCGGCAGCACAGCCUGCACAUGGGGUCCUCAGUGCGGAGGCGGACCUUCCGCAGCAGCGAGCAAGACUAUCAGUUCAGCGCCGCAGACUACGCCCUCGCAGCAGCCCUGGCCCUGACGGCCUCCUCCGAGACGUCUUGGGAGUCCCAGCUGAGGCGCCAGACCUCCGCCGUGGAGCUGGAGGAGCGGGGGCAGAAGCGAGUGGGCUUCGGCAACGACUUCGAGAGGACCGAGAUCGCCUUCCUGCGGACCCAGUGGCUACUGCGCCAGAGACGCGACCGGAAGGCGCUGAGGCGGCGGAUGGAGGAGAAGUUUCAGGAGGCCAAGGAGCUGAGGGAGCUGUGUUCCGGCCGGGGGCCCUGGUUCUGGAUCCCACUGCGCUCCCACGCCGUCUGGGAGCACACCACAGUGCUGCUGACCUGUACUGUCCAGGCUUCACCUCCGCCCCAGGUCACCUGGUAAGCCGCUGGGGCAGGAGAGAAGGGGUCCCCACCCUGCCUCCGGGCCCUGAGCCUCCAGGGUUAAAUGAGUGCGAGUUCUUUGCAGCCCAGCCCGUCCCCUUCUCCGAGCCUGCUUCCUCCCCCAGAAGUUCUCGCUGCCUUAGAAAAGCUGCAACCACACAGACCCUGAGCUCUGCCCACCCCCCAGAGAGAGCAGCAGCUGCUGCGAGGCUCGGCUGAGUUAUUCUUAGCCUCCUCCCCGCCAGCCUGGGGCAGGAAGACGGGGCCACUGGAGAGCCAGCACUUGUAAAAAUCCGA
This is a messenger RNA of Leptonychotes weddellii (Weddell seal), 960 nucleotides long. The record is from RefSeq and is a predicted model, not a curated record. NCBI's taxonomy places the organism in Eukaryota, Metazoa, Chordata, Mammalia, Carnivora, Phocidae.